AUGUUGUCACUCCUUUUCUUUACAUCUGCACUUGCGGCGCCCGCACUCAAUAAUUCGUCGUCUUCGGUUUGUGGCGCUGGUUCCUCGACCGGCACAUAUACCAUCCGUGCGAACGACACCAUUUACUCCGUCGCUACCACUCUCAAUCGUGGGGUCUGCCCACUGGCGAGGUACAAUCACUUAUCUGACCCCGAGCUUCUGUAUCCCGGCGAGGUGCUUUACAUCCCCCCUGAAGCCUGCAACACCGACGCUACCGACACCUCCUGUCUCCUCAGCCUCGAUAAUUCGACCACCAACGAUUGUAUCUUUGGUGGUCCCCAUACAUACCGCACCUUUGAAGGCGACACCCUCCGCAAAAUCGCUCUGGGCAAGUUCAAUAUUACACUGGAGGCCCUGGAAAGUUCUGUUGGUCGCAUGGCGGGUGUUUCGUCACCCGACGAAACCAUUGAGCCGGACACAUUUAUCAAGCUCCCGCAGUGUAAUCCUAGCUCGUGUGGAAUAAAGCCGCUCGAAUACGUUUGGGGGACGUACAAGGAUCUAGCGGAGGAGUACGGAACAACGCCGGGGCAGAUCUUUGCUUUGAAUCCGACUUUUAAUCACAGUUCUACGGGACCGGGCGUGGGGGAUGGAUUACGUUGCCAGUCAAUUGCGGACUAG
This is a messenger RNA of Aspergillus bombycis, 657 nucleotides long. RefSeq lists its product as uncharacterized. NCBI's taxonomy places the organism in Eukaryota, Fungi, Ascomycota, Eurotiomycetes, Eurotiales, Aspergillaceae. The transcript has a single exon. The record is from RefSeq and is a predicted model, not a curated record. Bases 1 to 657 code for a protein of 218 amino acids.